AUGAGACCGCUUCAUAUAGCGGCGGAGUAUGGGCACGUCGACAUGGUCGAACAGCUGCUCAAAGGCGGCUGCAACGAGGACGCCAAAAGCGACAAGACUGGAGAGACGCCCCUCCACAUCGCAGCGAAGUGUGGUCGAGUGAAGGUCGUGAGGAAGCUGAUCAACUGGAACUGCCACAAGGAGAUAGAGACGAAAGAGGGCCUGAGACCACUUCACACGGCGGCCGAGCAUGGGCGCGAAGAUGUGGUCGAUGCGUUGAUCCAAGCUGGGUGCCAGCAGGAAGCCACAACAAAGAUGCAUCGAGAGACCGCGCUGCACGUAGCAGCAAAAAGCGGCAAGAACGCCGUGGUAGAGCUCUUGCUGGACAUUACGCGACCCGACAAGGCAGCUGCAGAUGUAGAAGGCAGAUCGCUGCUUCAUCUAGCAGCUUCAGAGGGUCACGCAGAAGUCGUCGACUUGUUGCUGGCGGCGGAAUGGGAUCAGGACGCAGUAGACUUGGAAGGUGGGACACCUCUGCACUUGGCUGCCUCGGAGGGCCACGAGCACAUUGUCGCGAAGCUACUGGAGCACCCGAAUCGCCCGUGCCAGAAAGAAGCCACGGACGAGAAGGGGAGAACGCCGCUUCACUUGGCAGCUGAAUGCGGCCACCAUAAUGUGGUGAGACAGCUUCUGCUGGAUUAUGAUUGCGACAAGGAUUCCAGAGACGUUCAGGGGAGCACGCCGCUGCACAGCGCGGCAUCAAGGAAUCGCUUGCCGGUGGUGGAGCUCCUCCUGAGCGAUGGGUGCGACCAGGAAGCCACGGAUGCUGAGCGCAGAACUCCCCUGCACAUGGCAGCAUUGGCGGGCUGCAAAGACAUUGUGGAGCUGCUGUUGCAGAAGAACAGCGACCAGGAGGCAAUUGACCAUGAAUGUAGAACGCCUCUUCACUUGGCAGCUUACGGAGGAUGCAGGGAUGUCGUGCAGUUCCUGAUGAAGAAAUUCAGCACCAAGGAGACGAAGGAUGAUCAGGGUAGAACUCCACUGCAUCUGGCAGUCCUCAAGGGCAGCCUUCCCGUGAUCCAACUUCAUAUAGACGAACACUGCAACAAGGAAGCUCAAGACCACAAAGGUAGAACACCUCUGCACAUAGCAAGCUUCAUCAACGCAGACAAAGAUGUGGUCCAUCUCCUGCUCGAGAGUCAAUGCGACAAGGAAGCCAUGGAUAAGGAGGGUAAGACGCCACUGCAUCUGGCAGCUGCAGCGUGCCUUAGAGACGUGGCCGAGCUCUUGCUGGGGAAGGGCAGCAACAAGGAAGUUGGGGACAAGAAAGGUCGGACACCUCUUCACAUUGCAGCGAUCGAAGGGAGCAGGGAUGUGGUGGACCUGCUGCUCCGAAAACGUUGCAACCAGGCUGCAACAGACAGGAAAGGCUGGGCACCAGUGCAUCAUGCAGCAAGGGAGGGAAAGCUCGAAGUGGUGAAGCUCCUGGUGGCGGAAAUGACGAAGGAACCUACCAACGGAGAACGCACGACACCACUGCAUUUGGCUGCACAAGAGGGCCAUAACGACGUGGUGAAGCUGCUCCUGGUCACAGACUUCACCUUCAAGGAUUCUGCGGACAAGAAUGGCCAAAUCCCUUUACACUUGGCAGCAUUCGGGGGCCACCAAGAAGUUGUGAAAUGUCUCCUGGACGGUGGCUGCAGCAAGGACAUCAGAGACAAACAUGGCAACACACCGCUGCAUUGUGCAGGGCAAUCAGCAUGGCGCGAUCUUCUGGACUUCAUGGUAUGUCACGGUUGCAACCAGGAUCUGAAAAACGCUGCAGGACUUCGGCCAGAAGAGGUUAUGCAGGAUGCAUUGUUUAGAAGAAGGUCGCCAAGAGGUCGGCCCGCAACGGCUAUGUACCAACCCUUGGCGGAGGACCACUGGCCAGAAGCCUCUCGUACGAAAAACUACGAGGGGGGCUAUGAUCUGUUUGAUCCACACGGCCUCGUCGACUUCCUCGUAAAUGCCGACGUUCGCCUGGUGCGCUUGGAGUACUUGGUCGAACUUCUUGAGUCAAGCAAGGCUUUGCCUCGGCGUCAAGAGGCCGAGGAAGAGAAGACCAGCAUGGAUGCGCCGGCCCUCGUUGCUCCCAGCGAGCUGCGGCAGGUGGACGUCAACCCCGAGACUUUCCACGCAUCGAUCAUGGUAAAAGAUCCGACUCCGCGGCGGCUCACUGUUCGCUUCGUGUCUAUCAGCCACGUAUGGGAGAGCAGGGAGCAUCCGGAUCCUUGGAGAUUUCAGCUGCAGUCCGUGGUCGACAAGUACCGCCUUCGCCUCCUGGACUCGGUGGUGUGGAUAUUCUUUGACUUUCUCUCGCUGUACCAGUACGAAAGAGACGAGGCUCAGGACCGAGUUUUCCGGCUGGCACUCCAAGGGAUGCACCUGCUCUACUCCCACGAGGCGGUGGAAGUCCAGAGGAUCGAGGCCCUCGCUUCCAAAGAAGUUAGGGAUGACUGCCUGGCGAGGAAUGGUUCACUCAUCCCGGUGUACUGGGAGGAUGAAAAGAAGGUGACGGACGUCCCCAUCGAUCAGCUAAAGUUGAAUGAAACGCCGUAUAGCCUCCGGGGGUGGUGCCAAGCAGAGACACAGUGGGCAGCUCUCAGAACUUCGAUGAAGGACGAGUGUCCCGUGCCACUCCCACCUCACAUCUUCCGAGAAAGAAUGAAGAGGUUGCUGUUCACCCACCGAGAAGACUCAGACACUGUCUUCGAACUUCAUGAUAUGCUCUUUCGGCAUAAGGCCGCCACCACCACGCAGCUGCUUGUAGCAGGCCUGAGUGUCGAGAGGAUUGCGGAUCUAACUGCAGCUUUGCCUUUCUACUCGGAGCUGCAAGAAUUGGUGCUGACAGUGACGACAGAGCAUGUUGCAUGGAAGGCAGCCGCGGCUGUAGUGGAGUCCGGCGCUUGUGACGUCCAGAUCGAGUGCAACAACUUCGGAGAUGAGGAGGCCAUCUGUUUGUCCGAGGCUUUGUCGAACGAGCGGUCGCAACACUUGGAACGGCUUCACCUGAUUUGCGACUGCCUUAGCGAAUUGGGCCAGAAGGCCCUGGAGCGAUUGACGGAGCGUCGAAGGGGGACUGUGCGACUGUCCUGUCAUCUCGUGAUCGAAAGCAAAGACCGCAACCGGGGCUAUGGCUAUGGCGGACAUGAGUCCAGACGAGCCCAGCCUCAGCAGACGAGCACAACUCUUCGCGUCUUGGUCCACAGACGUAGAACCUGA
Symbiodinium sp. CCMP2592 is the source of this 3243-nucleotide messenger RNA. NCBI's taxonomy places the organism in Eukaryota, Dinophyceae, Suessiales, Symbiodiniaceae. The record is from the annotation of a GenBank genome assembly.